Molecule: messenger RNA, 3092 nt
Organism: Momordica charantia (bitter melon)
Lineage: Eukaryota; Viridiplantae; Streptophyta; Magnoliopsida; Cucurbitales; Cucurbitaceae
Source: RefSeq, a predicted model, not a curated record
GCUGAUGCAACUUUAGAUAAUACUCUCUGGAGCACUUCCUCAAGCAAUCUGUAUUCAACUAGUCCCCGGAGUUUGUGGUUCCCCAUCCGAAGAAUGACCUGAGGUCAAAUUGAGUCCAAUAUAGGCGGAUGGCAGAAUCAAGGAAAGGAGCAUCUUCAGCUACCGAUCUUAGAAAAAAGGAUACCCUAUUAGAUGAGGACAUUGGUGAUGAAUUUAUGAACUCUUGGAAAUCAAUAUCGGUGGCAGAGGAUGAUAUGGACUUUAGUUUUGGCACAGUCUCCAAAGCCAAGAAUAAGGCCUUUGAUUUCGGGACAUUGGAUGUUGAUUUCAAUCUGGAUGGAAGUUUUGAAAAGCUAUCAUCAUUCAAGAUGGACAUGUCAGAUCUUGAAUUUUCAUGCUCGCCCAAAAAGACUGAAAAGGCUAGGAGUAGUGGCAAAGAAGAAUCGCCCAAUGAAAAUCUUCAAAAGGAUAUAGACAGCUUAAAUUUCUCUUUUGAUUUUAAAGAAUUGGAUAGCUUUGAUGUUGGUAAAAGCUUACAAAAUGGAGAAAGGUCUUGUAACCGAAAGCAAGAUACCAGGGCAGUUUGUUCUUCUAGAGUUGACCUUGCAGCUUCUAAUAUCCACAUAGCUGAAGAAAAUACUGCAAUUGAUAAUAGUAUAACUAAGAUACUUCCAGCAUCAGGAAAAGAGACCAGCUCUAAAGUUCAGAACUUUCAGGGAGGUCGUGGUGAGCUAGAGUCAGAAGUUGUGGAUGGCACAUCACAUGAAGCAAUAAAUGCAGUGCAAACUACAAACAAAGAGGAACAACUUGAAAAAGGUUGCUUGUCUGAGAAAGAAGUGUCAAAGAGUAGUAACCUAGCCAUUCAUGAUGUACCUAUCAAGUGUAUUGCCAGAAAUUAUGCACCUGAAUGUACUUCAGAACCACAGCCCGAUAUUCGUACAACGAGUGGGGAACUAAGAGUAGUUUCAGGUGUAACUGAAAAUGUCACUGAUGAAAUCAUAGACUCUGAUGUAACUUGCUGUAAAAACUUGCCUCAAAAAGAUCUGUCUCCAAUAAUUCUCUGUGCACCAGAGAGCAAUCACACAGAGGAAGAUAAGUCAGAAUGCAGCACCCCCAAUGAAGUUGUUGACAAGAUUCAACUAGCUGAAGUUCGUUUAGACCUCAGAGAUCGUUCCAAUUCAGAUGUGCAGAGGAAGCUUCUGCCUGACCCCCAGGAAAUCAGAGAAAAUAGAAAUUUGAACUUGAAAUUGCCUACAAUUCCUUUAUGCAGAGGAACCCCAGUAAGAAAAGUGACAGUGAAAGAAAGAGAAAUCGAUGGUAAUUCCUCCACGUCAAGGACAGAUGUUGUUAGCAAACCUCAACUACAUCAAUCAUCACCUAUCAGUACGAAACUUUUCACUUUAGGCAAGAAUAGAAUUGAUGUUUCAAAUCAAACUCCAGCAACUGGAGAUGGUGCCAGGGUUACUCCUAGCAAUUCAUGUGUGAAAACAACUACUCAAACACAUUGCAAUUCGGAACUUCUGAAACUAUCAACGGUACCUAGUCAAAGUCUGAAGAUCAUUUCAGCUCAGGAGAGUAAACUUCGUUCAAUUAAAAGUAGCUUAAUAUUUCCCAACCUUUCCAGCUUGAAGACUUCUUGGGCGUUUGGAGGAAAGCAAAUUCUAUCAAGUACUGGACGUGAGAAAGAAAGGAAAUCUGGAGAUUCAGAACAAACUACGGAAGCAGGACAAAGAAGUAAAAGACUAGACAUUGGCUAUUGUACUGAAAAUGCUGAGAAACAAAAUCUUCUAAUCUCUAACAUGAAGCGUAAAGCACUGGAGGAAUCAAAUGCAGAUUCAAUGUUGUUAAAACCUCUAAAGCGCCUCUCUGUAUCACCUAUUGGAUUUAGAAACUCCAAAGAGCCGUUGGAGAAGAAGAUAGAAGAACAGGUGGAAGGUAUGACCUCCAAUGCUUCCCAUGACCACAUAGCCUCCAGUAUUGAAAACCCUCACGUUCCUAAUACGAUGGAAUUGGAAAUAUCUUUGGAUCUGGAAAAUGAUCGAAAUGUCGAAAAAGCAGACGCCUAUUCACGGGAGCUUGAAGAUAUCUGUAAUAUGCUGAGAAAGAAGCAUGAUGAGGCCAAGGAAAUGUUAGUCCGAGUUAUUGUUAACAACAGUAAUCUACUCAUGCUCAAUCAUCCCAUCUUCGAGGACAAGAUUAGGAAGGUUCAGAAAUUUGCGGCCAAACUGCUGUCCAAGGAGCUUCAGACAAAAGCAGCUUGAGUCAUAAUUCCAUUUACAGGUACUUGGAUAGAAACAUGUAAAGUUUAAAACUCUGAGAACAGCUCUAAAAAAUUUCUGGUUCAUUGGCGAGAAUACACCCUAUAAUUGAUGCUACGUAAAAGGACAAGGAUUGAGUUCUUUAUUAGAACCAAUAAAUUUCAGUAGGGAAACGAAAAAGGAAGAUCAAAAUAGAUGGUUUUGGCGAGUAUAAAAACCAGCCACAUCUCGAGGCUCUGCAGCACGCUACAAAGUAUCUCUUCACUCUUCACAUAAACUGGCACACAAUAAUGGCCAAUUUUAACUUCUGGAUUUGCCUCUUCUUGGCCUUCUCCUAUUUUGCAGGGUCUGAAUCUCGACUUCUUGGUUUAUACUCAGAACCAAGCCUCCCUCUUCCGGUGAAAUCAUACCGGCCGGCGCUGUUGGGUCCCAAGGAGAAAUUUCACAUCGGGUUGGUCGCAGUCGACAGCUCGGGAACCAACUAUCACCAUAAGGUGGCUCGUCUGUCUCCUGGAGGACCUGAUGCCCACCAUCACUAAUUUUACCAACUUUUUUACGAAGGUAGAGGUGGAGAUUGGAACUUUUCAAUAUAAGUUUCUUGUAUUCCACCAAAGAGUUGUGCUCAAAUUUUACUAAUUUUAUGUUGUAGACUCUAAUGUCAAGAGAUGAACUCACUCUUACAAGAAAAUAAAUUGUAACGUAAUCAAUAGUGUCCCUUUUUAUGACCAAAUUUGUCAUAAAUGACGUAUGUCGAUUUUAUAAUACCAAGUUGACCCAGAAACCAAACAUUAUCUAAAGUGUUAUAUAUAUAAAGAAGAUGCACGUACGUCACAA